CUGCAGGUGUGCCGAGGAGUUGAACACUGCGCGUGAAAAACCAGAACAGAAUGGAGAUGGAACCAAGCAAUGGGAGAAAAGAAUGAAAAAAGGAAAGGCUGGCUUGCUUUACAAUGUCUGUUUGUCUGGAAACACAUCACUGAAGGGAGGGAGAAAACCCUGACAAAAGGGAUGAAGUGGUAUUGUGACUUCUGGUUACUGCUCCUCUUUCUCAGCCUGUGUCCACAAGCUGGGUCAUCACAGGGACAUUUUCCACGGAUGGAAAAUAUUGCCGCCUUUAAGCCUGUCUUCGUCUCUCCGGCUCGUUCCACCUGUGGCAUUCCGGAGCGGAGCAGCUACUGCCAGUCACCCUCCUCCCAGGCUGAGCUGCUGAGAUGCUCUCAGGUCUUUUGUGUCCAGGAGUGUCCCCAUAGAGCCUCCUCGCCUCCUUAUGCUCCUCUGCUGCUCUCUGCACACAGAGGUUCCUGUGCCCCUGAAGACACCAAUGACACUCAUCCUGGUUUUCAGACUGAUGCUGAGUAUAGAGCUACUACUUCAGAGGAAGUUUCUACUGGUUUCAGGAGUGUAAUAUUUCAGCCAGGACCGGAUUUGUGUCUGGUCUCUCCCCCUUCACAGAAACUGGGGCCUUUGGGAUCUGUCACCCUGGCAUUGUGGCUCAAACCAAGUACCCUUGGAGAGAUGACACUGCUGGAGAAAAGCUCAUCAGAGGGUUUGGUUUUCUCCCUGUCAGUGUCUGAGCAAGCAGUCACGCUGCUGCACAGCCACCUUCAUCUGCGCAUCAGCUUCCGAACACAGGGCAGGAUUAUAGUGAAGAGGUGGACACACCUGGUUUUACAGGUUCAUGACAGAUGGGUCACACUGUUCCUGGAUGGACUGGAGGAUGAUGGGACACCAUUUGAUACACAGACUAUGACCUCCAGACUGAACGAUAUCAAUGAUGAUGGUGCCAUGAGGGUGGGACUCAGCUCCAGUGGGUCUAAUCAGUUCAUUGGGUGGAUGAGGGACUUUAGAUUUUAUCCUGCUACUCUGUCCAACAGGGAGAUAGCAGAACUGUACUCAGGGGCACUACCUCAGCUGCACACCCAGUCAGAGUGCCGUUGUCCUCCUGCUCACCCCAGAGUGCAUCCUUUAGUGGAGAGAUACUGCAUUCCCAAUGCUGUUGAGGACACCACCAGCGACAGUUUAAGACAUGAACAUAAUGCCCAUCCACUCAGUUACAUCAGUGAUCAAGACAUGGGCACUGCGUGGCUGUCCAAGAUCAUGACUACACGGGAACUGGAUGAUGGAAUUACUAUAACUGUGGAUUUGGCUAAUGGACAAUACCAGGUAUUCUAUGUUAUAGUUCAGUUUGGGAGCUACUUACCUGAAAUGAUUCGGAUCCAAAGGCGAACUUUUGAUGCAACACAGCCACAGAGUGACACCGCCACGGAACAGACCUGGUUUGACUGGCAAUACAUGGCCAGAAACUGCAGCCUUUUUAAAAUGAUGAAUAAUGGACCGCUUUUACAACCAGAUUCAGUCAACUGUCUGCAACUACCGAGUGACACGUCCUACUCAGGAGGUAACAUUACAUUCAGCCUGCUAACGUCAGAGCCAAACCUCAGACCAGGCUAUAAUGACUUCUACAACACCCCCGCCCUUCAGAAGAUGGUAUAUGCCACCCAGGUCAGGAUACAUCUGAGUGGACAGUACCACACCAGAGCGGCCCAGGUUCAUCAGCUUCACAGAUACUACGCCAUCCGUGAGAUCACUAUCAGUGGCAGGUGUGAGUGUCACGGUCAUGCAGAUUAUUGUGAUACCAACGUUACGCCGUACCGCUGUCUGUGCCUGCCUGAGACUCACACAGAAGGAAACAAUUGCCAACAAUGUGCUCCUCUCUACAAUGACAAGCCAUUCAGAUCAGGUGACCAGUUCCAGCCAAUGAACUGCCGUCCUUGUCAGUGUCAUGGCCAUGCCCACUCUUGUCAUUAUGAUAGCCAAGUUGAUGACCAGCCACAUGAGCACUAUCGAGGAGGGGGUGGUAUCUGUAACAACUGCAUGCACAACACUGCAGGUAGGAAUUGUGAGCGCUGUAGAAGCCAGUUUUUCAGACUGGAGGAAUCUGAUCCUGCAUCAGUUGAUGUCUGUCAGCCUUGUGACUGUCACGCUGCUGGAACAGUCAGUGGUAGCACGGAGUGUGACCAGAUAGGAGGUCAGUGUCACUGCAAGGCUGGAGUAACAGGACGUCAGUGUGCUCACUGUUUGGCUGGUUGGUACGAUCUUCAGGCCUCACAUUCAACAGGCUGUAUUCGCUGUAACUGUAGGGAUGUGGGGAUCAUCAGAGUUGCAAAUGGAGGACUCCAGAGUUGUGACAAGAUCACGGGCCAGUGCCAGUGUAAACCCCAUGUCACAGGUCUUUCUUGUGAGCGCUGUGAGUUUGGUUAUUGGAACCUGUCCCGUCCAGAUGGGUGUGUCCCAUGUCAUUGUGACCCUCUGGGUUCCCUGAGCCCGUUCUGUGAACCUGAGCUGGGUCAGUGUGAGUGUAAAGAUGGAGUCGGGGGGCAGCGCUGUGACUCCUGUGGGAGCGGUUUCUAUGGUUUGAGAGUGGAGGGAACAUGUUUUCUCUGCAACUGCUCACAAGAAGGAAUAGUACCUGGGACAAUCUGUGAUCCUCACACAGGACAGUGUGUUUGUAAGGAACAUGUCGAAGGUCGCCGCUGUGACUCCUGCCGUCUUGGUUUCCACACCCUGGAGCACCAAAACUCUUUGGGCUGUCUGCCGUGCUUGUGUGAUGUCAUGGGCACUCUGCCAGAGGGUGUCUGUGACAUGUGGACGGGACAGUGCCCAUGUCAGGAGGGGGUGGAGGGAGUACAGUGCACCACAUGUGCACACAACUACUACAAGAGCUUAGACAGACAAAGUGGACUGUCCCAUGGUUGCGUGCCAUGUAUCUGCAACCCCAAAGGAACAGUGGCAGAGACGGUGUGUGAUGGCACUACAGGGCAGUGUGUGUGUGUCCCCACACGCUAUGGACAUGACUGCAGUAACUGUCGACCUGGUUUCUACCUCUCUGAAGACCAGAGUACAUGUGUGGAGUGUGAUUGCCAUCCCACGGGAGCAUCACAGAGUGUUUGUGACAGCCAAACAGGACAGUGCGUGUGCGCUCAUCCAUCAGUGGGAGGACGACACUGUGACCAGUGUCAUGAGAUGUUUUGGGGAUUCAACCCAGGCCCGGGCAGAUGCCAGCCUUGUGCAUGUGAUCCAGUGGGCAGUAUUAAUGGUACAUGUGACCCAGACACAGGUGUGUGCAAGUGUAAGUCUCUGGUAACAGGUGACAAAUGUGACAGAUGUCAAAUUGGAGCAAGUCAUUUGGACCCCGAGAACCACCUUGGCUGCAGUAGAGCUCCAUCCCAGCAACCUGCCCCAGUUGGUUCUGCUAUCUGGUAUUCAUCCAUUCACCUGUCUUGGCAACCACCAGACUCCCCAAACUCAAAUGCACUUAAUUACACCCUCAUCAGGGAUGGACAUUCAGUGCAUAGGGUCCAAAGUCACUACCCAUUCAGCCCUGAAUCAUUUGAAGACACAGAGUUGUCUCCAUACACUAACUACUCUUACUGGCUCAUAACAGCUAAUGUGGCUGGAUCAACUGUAAGUCCACGAGCCUCUUAUCAGACUUUUGCCACACCACCUGAUGUGGACCAACUCCACUUAAAUCUUGUGGGACGCCCAGGUCCAAACAGUGUUAGCCUUAACUGGAAUGCUCCGCCGAAUGAUACAGGGCCAGUGGAAAGGUUUGUUUUAUCCUCUACAGAGACAUCUAGUGAAUUAGAACCCAUCACCCACUACAGAGGCUUGUCUACAAGGGCUGUGGCAGGUGGUUUAAAGCCCUUCACCAAGUACACUUUCAUUUUAGAGGCUUGUUCCUCUGGAGGGUGCAUGUCUACCCCACCUCUCUCUGUUCUGACAGCCUCUGCCCCGCCGCAAAACCAACCCGCACCCAGUGUGACUGCUACAGGACCUCAUACACUGCAUGCUUCAUGGGAACCCCCGAGCCAGCCAAAUGGCAUCAUAACACAAUAUGAGAUUUUUCUGAAAGGACCAAUGGAUUCACAGAACCUUUCAAGUCUUGCUGAGAGGAGAGUGUCUGUCAGUCCUGGUUGGUUUGAUUCAAGUGUCUCUCCAGAAGCACAGCUAAGCAGUGGCAUCGUCUCACCUCCUGCAAUGAAUGCCACUAUAACAGGUCUGCAGGCGUUUUCCACCUAUCACAUAAGAAUAGUGAGCAUCAAUGUGGCUGGAACUGGUACUUCAGAGUGGACGAAAGCAAACACCAUGGAGGGAGUCCCAGAGUUGAUGGCUCCUCCACAAGUGUCUGCAGUGUCAUCUACCAGUUUGAAGAUCACCUGGAACUCCACUGAAGGUUAUGGGGUCAUUGCCAGAGGAAAUGUCACAGAAUAUAGGGUCAACAUGCUCACUGAACAGACCAACAAUCCCUACGCUCCUCCUGUUAUUAAUCAGGUGUCUUACACAGGGCAGCUCCAACAUCACAACCUGUAUUUAGUCAAAGGACUGAAACCUUACCACAUGUACAACUUCACAGUUACAGUCUGCACAAAGAUGGGUUGCAUUACCAGUCUACCAAGCACAGGACGGACUCUACCAGCAGCUCCAAGAGGACUACUCCCACCACGAUUAUUUCCACUGAAUGAAACCAGUAUUCAGAUAGAGUGGGAUCCUCCAGACCAACUCAAUGGACCACCUCCAUUAUAUCAGGUUGAGAGGACAGAUGUCUCUCUCUCUGACCCACAAAGUCCUGUUAUUAGAGGAACCAGAUUCUCAGGUCGCAGUUACUACCGGUUUGCCAGUCACACUCUUCCUGUUAAUGCUGAUUUCACAGGUGUUGAGUUGAGUUUCAAGACUCAGUCUCCAGAUGGCCUGCUGCUGUGCGCCUUCUCUCCAGGAAAUCAGGAAGAGUUCUUGGCUAUUCAGAUGAAAAAUGGACGGCCGUACUUUUUGUUUGAUCCACAGGGCUCAGCCGUGGCGGUGAGUGUACAGGGUGAUGGAGGACGGCACUAUAAUGAUGGACAGUGGCAUCACAUCAUGGCAUUAAGGCGAGGAGCUGUGGGAACAAUCAUAGUAAACAAUCAGUACAGAGGCAGUGCGUUAGCUUCCAGUGGCAAUACAGUUAUUGGUGAGAACACUGGUGUGUUUAUUGGAGGGCUGCCUGAUAAUUUUACUCUACUAAGGAAAGAUUCAGGUGAUGCCCAGCUUGUGGAACAGGGCUUCUCUGGUUGCCUUCGGGAUUUGACUUUUAAGAUGAUUGACAGCCCGCUGGAGGAGUGGAAGGUCGUGGACUGGGGAAAAGCUACAGAAAAGGUGGCAGCCUUUGAAAGCUGGGAGGGAUGCCCUCUUCACACUGUGGAUGGAGCCCAUUUUCUGGGUCAUGGCUACUUGGAGUUGGAUGAAAAUGUCUUCAGUGGAGGAGAGAACUUUGCUAUUUCUAUGGAGUUCAGAACAGACCAGUUCAAUGCACUGUUGCUCUUUUCAUAUAACUCACAGUCUGAAGAUUACAUGCUGGUGGAGCUGGAAGGCGGUCUGCUGUCUGUUACAUUUGCCUCUGAAGGUCAUGUGACUGAACUGAGAAUGUGGGUGGGGCUAAGUUACUGUGAUGGAGACUGGAAACAAUUAUUAUUGACUAAACGUGGCUCAGUCCUCUCUGCUGCUGUGGAUGACUGGGCAGAAGAGAUGGGCAUUGUGGGAGGUUCAAGGAGAAUGAGUGUUGAUUCACCAUUAUAUAUGGGAGGUGUGCCUUUUGAGCUCACACAUCGUGCUCUGAGCCAUCAAAGCCACAAACACGGCCUUGGAGGUUGCAUCAGGAGUGUUACCAUUCAAAGUGAUGAAACAGAUCCUCCUGUCCGUCAGAGUGUUAAUCUCUACAUUGUCUCUCGCCGUUCUGUUAGAGUGUACUUAGACGGCUGUCCGACCAUUGAAAGCCACUACAGCUGCAGAGGAAAUGACUCUGUGUUGGUCUACAGUGGGAGAGAGACACAAGCCAGAGAUGACAGUCUGCAGCCUUUCACUGAAUACUUGUACAGGUUUGUGGCUCUGACUGCAGGUGGAUGGGCAGCAGGACCUUGGCUGAGAGGACGCAGCAGAGGCAAAGUACCUCAAUCUAUAGCACCUCCGACAACAGUAGAGAGUUUGAGCGGCUUCAGUGCAAAGGUGAGCUGGGCUCCUCCCACUGGUGACAUCAGAGGGGUGAUUGACAGGUACGAGUUGAGGGCCUACAAUCAAGAUGAGCCAGAAGCACCACCAAUCAAAGUCACAUACAUGGCUGAUGGAACAUUCACAGGUGUGUUAUCGGGUCUCACUCCAUCCACUCGAUACGUUGUCACUGUAAGUGUCUGCAAUCCUGAUGGCUGCACUGAGAGCCUUCAUCAGGACGGCAGUGAAAAUUUAAGAAGACUCCUUACAACCAUGGAGGAAGCACCAGAAGCUGUGUCCCCUCCAGCUGCAGCCUCAUCCACAUCUACGCUUAAUGUUACCUGGGAAGCACCAGCAAGGCCUAAUGGAGAGAUUACAGAGUACUUCCUGUAUCGCAACAAGCAAAUGGUCUACCAGGGGAAGAAUCGACAGCACAUCAUCACUGGGCUCGAUGUGUAUUCCACCCAUGUGUUGGUAGUAAGUGCGUGUACUUCAGCAGGCUGCACCAACAGUUCCCAGGUUACUGCGCUGACCUCUCAGCUUCCUCCUGGGCCUCUACAACCACCGACUCUUACUUUGCUGGAUUCCCGCACUAUUCUAGUGGAAUGGUCACGACCCUCUCAGGUCAAUGGGGUGUUGGAGUUCUAUUCAGUCUUCCUUUCCUGUGGUGGUGCAGAGCCCAUACUUGUCUUCAACACUUCAGAACUUUUUGAAGAGCACACACUACGAAACCUGACCCCUGGGACAUCCUACACCCUCAGAGUGUCUGCCUGUACAGGAGGUGGGUGUACACUGAGCCCUCCCAGCCAGGCCCAGACUGAGGAGAGCACUCCUGAGAAUGUUCCAGCUCCACUGGUCACCUCUUUGUCUCCUUUUGCAGUCAAAGUCAGCUGGUCAACUCCCGACAAUCCCAACGGCAUUAUAACCAGCUACGGUGUGUGGAUGGAUGGCGCACUGAUUUCAAACUUCAGUUCUUCACAGAGAUCCUUUGUGGUGGAUGGGCUUUCUCCAUGGAGCCGACAUGUUCUCAGGCUGCAGGCUUGUACAGCACGCGGCUGUGCCAAAGGACCAGUGGUAGAGAUCCGCACUUUAGAGAUGGCCCCAGAAGGCCCUAUUCUCCUGAAACUGACCAAUAAGAGCUCUCGGUCACUCAGAGUUCACUGGACAUCUCCUCCCAAGCCAAAUGGGAACCUCAGCUACACACUGUACUACAAAAAUAAAGAUGGUGUUGGUGUGUUGGAUGGAAGUCCAGCAGCAGGCAGCUGGUUGUCUGUACCUGACCUACAGCCGUAUACCAACUACACCGUCUGGAUCAGAGGAUGUAACACACAGGGCUGUGUGGAGAGCCUGCCUCUCAGUGUUACGACACCACCAGCAGCACCAGAUGGGUUGUUACCUCCUACGCUGGCCCACGCAACUCCUGCCAGUCUGAAUGUAUGCUUGUCUGCCCUUGCCCGCCCCAACGCACCAGGCCCACUGCGUUACAGUCUCCAAAUGAGGACAUCACCUCAGCGACCUGUGAUAAGGCUCUUGGAAAAUGUAACAGACACAUUCUGCUACAAUUUGGAAGGCCUGUUUCCAUACACACACUACCUGUUCAGAGUUGUGGCUUCACACAAGCAUGGACAGGCAGCCAGCCCUUGGACCAGCCUGUGCACUGCAGAGGACAGUCCAGUACCAGUGGACACCCUUGUUGUGUCAGAACUCCUUUCUCGCAGUGUAACAGUUAGCUGGGUUCCUCCUUCCCAACCAAAUGGCAUCAUCACCAACUAUACCCUCUAUCUUUGUUUACUUUUAAAUCUCUCCAACACCUCCAAUGAGAGUCCGAACCUCAACUCAGAUUUUGACGACAGGCCAACAACAACUAAUAUUACCAGUCCACUUUUAUCCAGCCCAAUUCUGAUACCUGCUGUCAACACAAGCAAUGAUGGAAACAUAAAUACAGCACAGGGCACUUUAGCCAACCACCCUCCAUGAUUAUACCAAGUUUCUGGACCUCACAACUUAGAUGUCAACCCAGUCAGUUCCAACACCGUAAAUCAAAGUUCCAUCUCAUUCCACCCCAGUGAAUACAACACUUCAGUUUUCAGUGUAAACUCAAGCUUGGGCUCCAUUCUGCACAGCCUUCAACACAACAACACUGUUUUUGAUAUGGAGUAUGUAAAAGAAGACCCCAUGCACUUCUCCGGUUCCUUCAGAGCAGUAUCAGAUGGCAGAUCAACCCUUCAAUCAGUUACUGUUCCAGGAAACACCACAGCCUAUACCUUCCAUGAUCUACUGCCAUACCAGACCUACAGCUUCAAGGUUGUAGCCUGCACCAGUGUGGGCUGUUCAGUGUCUGCAUGGUCUCAUCGGUUUCAUACUCUCCCUGCUCCCCCUGAAAAGGUUUCAGUACCACAUCUAUAUUCUGACUCACCCACUUCUGUUCUCUUAUCGUGGGGAAUGCCAGAGCGGACCAACGGGCCACUGGAGAGGUGGCUUAUAGAGCGUAGAGUGGCUGGUACCAAAGAAGUCUCCAUAGUAGAACAUGUGGCACCGGAGUCUCCACCACUUUCCUUCUUGGAUUCUUCCUCAGCUCUCAGUCCUUGGACGAAUUACCAAUAUCGGCUGGUGCUCUAUAACCAGGCUGGCAGUUCCAAAGGUCCCUGGGCCAAUAUCACAACCAAACCUUCUCGCCCUGCUGGCCUUAGUCCACCAAAGGUGACAGUCCUGGGGCCCGAGUCAGUCGAGGUUACAUGGUUGCCUCCCCUUAUUCCAAAUGGGGAAAUCGAUGGCUACGAGAUCCGCUUCCCAGAACCCCGCGUGUUCCACAACAACAUCAACGCUUCUGAGCUCCAAGUGACCUUAACUGACCUUGUUCCAUACACUAACUACAGUGUCAGUGUUUUGGCGUGUUCCAUAGGAGGUGGAACUGUUGGAGGAUGCACAGAAAGCCUCCCCACACUAGCUACCACAUUACCCACAAGCCCCCAAGGCAUUGCACCAUUAUCAGUGGUCACAGUCAGUGAGUCCUUUCUUGCCAUUUCCUGGCAGCCACCAACCAGACCCAAUGGACCCAACAUCAGAUACAAGUUGCUUCGUCGUAAAACCCAUCAACCCCUGGCCAUCACCACCAUCCCGGGAGUAGCAGCCACAGCCCCGCCCCCCUCUGAAGAUCUCCAUCACUGGCUCCAUGUUUACUCCGGCACCAAAUUGUUCUACCAAGAUAAAGGCCUAAGCAGAUUCACCCGUUACCAGUAUCAGUUGGUAGUUCAUAAUGAUGUGGGCAACUCAUCAGGAGCGAUUGUUGAUGCCGUCACCAUGGCAGGCGUCCCCAUUCACCCUCCAUCUCUGUCUGCCUUCAGUGUCAAUCACACUGCUGUGCGGGUCAACUGGACACAUCCCUCUCUGGAAGAUCUACAGGGAGAAGUGGAUGCUUACUAUCUCACAAUAGAUUCCAGUCAAACUUGGGCCUUUCCUCCUGAGAUCACUUCGACAGUGAUAAGUGACCUUUGGCCCAGGACCACAUACCUGGUGUCUUUACAGGUGUCCAAUGGAGCCCACAAUACAACUAAAGUAAUGGCUAAUGUUACCACAGAGGAUGGCGAGCCGUAUGGGAUGUCUGCCCCAGAGGUGGUUCCUGUUAACAGCAGUGCAGUACGUGCACUCUGGUUCCCUCCUCUACGGCCUAACGGGGUAAUCACUGGUUACUACAUCUACAUUAACGGUCAUCUCUACGGCACUGCAGACAACACAUCAGGGUCGUAUCUGCUGGGUGACCUGUUGCCUUUUACCAUCUACAAUGUACAGGUAGAGGUGUGUACUGUGUAUGCAUGUGUGAGGAGUAAUGUUACCCAGACAACUACCGUGGAAGAUCUACCUGCUGACCUGACCUCCCCACGUGCACAAGUGAUGAGUUCAAGAGUGGUGAGGUUGAACUGGUCCGAUCCAGACAAACCCAAUGGCAUCAUGCUGGGCUAUGACAUUAUAAGACACACCCUGAGGCCAUGUGUCGGUGCUUUAGCAGACGUCUCAACCCUUGUGGGAGAGGAGUCAGGUGGCGGCUCAGGCGUCCAGUGUUCCUACGUGCAGUGUCCUGCCACUCACAGGGUGUGUGGGACAUCCUGCUUCCAUUCUGAUUUACAGGUUUGCUGCAGUGGUGUAAUAUAUACUAAGAAGCCACAUCAUCAGUGCUGUGAAGAGCUGUACCUGAAUUUGGGUCAGUUUGACCUGGUCUGCUGCAGUGGCAAACUAGUUCCAGCUCUCCCUGACCACCAGUGCUGUGGAGGUUACUAUGUUCAUAAAAAAGCCAAUGAGCACUGCUGUCCUGACAACUCCCAGGGACGGGUCUCAGUGGGGCUGGGUGACAACUGCUGUGGCGGGAUUCCUUACUCCUUAUUGGGGGGCCAACUCUGCUGUAGUGAGAGCCUUCAUGAUGGCUACAGGGUCCAGUGCUGUGGAGGCCAGGUUGUAGAUCAUACACUGGUGUGCUGUGGAGGUUCUGACAGAGGGAAAGUGUACACAUACACUCCAGGUUUUGUCUGCUGUGAUCAGGAGUAUAUAAACGCCUCAUCCUCGCUUUGCUGUGUGGGCCAUGAUGGAUAUCCUGCCAUACACUCCACUGGCAAUGACACUGUGACACUGAAGUGUUGUGGGUCAAAGGUCAUACAUGAGAAAGAGGAAUGCUGCAAUGGGAUUGGCUAUGAUCCUCAACGCCAUGUGUGUGCAAACCGACCCACACCGGGCCUUGUGAUUCAGCACCAGUGUUUGCAGGGCACCGUGUGUCCUGUCGCUGCAGCCUCUACAGCUUUCUGCGGCUCCUGUGACCUCGAUCCAGCCGUGACCGCCUGCACGUGGCUCCUGACUGCACAGACGCACACAAACACAACUGCUUCAUUUCAGACCACAGACCUGCAUACAGAUGCAAACAGAAGCAAUCACACACAUAAAGUAGCACACACAGUCAGUCACACAGACACAGGGAACCUGCAGUCUGAGGAAAGCCUGUGUCCGUCUCACGAAGAGGUGGUAUACAGUGGAGACGCCCACACAUACACCUACACAGACUCUGACUUACAGCCCUUCACCACCUAUGAGUACAGAGUGAGAGGAUGGAACAGUUUUGGUCAAAGCUCUAGUGGUGCUACAACAGUGACCACCAAUGAAGAGAAACCAUGGGGAGUGGCACCACCACGUUGGAGCCGCAUUGUUGAACGGGAUGACAUCAUCCAGUUACAGUGGCAACCCCCGGCCCGGCCUAAUGGUGUCAUCACACACUACGUUAUACUGCGUGAUGGGCAGGAGCGUUACCGUGGUGAUGAGAACAUUUUCACAGAUGUGGGUGGGAUCGUGGCUUUCCAUGAAUACAUUUACCAGCUACGUGCCUGCAACUGGGCUGGUUGUACCGACAGCACACAGGUGGUAGCAGUGACAAGGCAGGGAGUUCCCAAUGGGGUGCAGUCUCCGAUGGUAACAGCCUUCAGUCCUUCAUCUCUUCAUGUCAACUGGUCCGAACCAGCUAAUCCCAGUGGAAGAAUACAGCAUUACUUCCUUAACCAAACUGGUGUUGGAACCAUAUAUACACACACCGAUGGACCCAGAAAUUACACUGUGACGGGUUUGCAGCCGUACACAGAGCACAGUUUCAGGCUGGUGGCCUGCACAGCUGCUGGCUGUACAGCCAGUUUACCGUCCAUAGGACGCACACUGCCGUCCAUUCCAGCUGGUGUGUGGUCGAGGCCCAGACACCUGAUAAUAAACACGUCCAUGGUGGAGCUGUACUGGGAUCAGCCGGCUCAGCCGAAUGGACGCAUUUCACAGUACAGAUUGAAGAGGGACGGACACGUUGUUUUUACCGGAGACCAUCGUGACCACAAUUUUACAGACACUGGACUUCUGCCAAAUCGCAGGUAUGCGUAUGAACUGGAAGCCAGUACAGAGGGUGGGACCAGUGUGAGUGACAGAUAUGUUAUCCAAACACCGGCCUUCUGCCCCACUGGAAUCACACCUCCAUACAAUGUCACUGUAUCAGGCCCCCGCUCCAUCUUUCUCACUUGGAACCCUCCUGCCCAGCUCAACAGCAGCCACUCUGUAAACUACAAUAUCCUGUUAAACCCGGGAAGUGACAGUGCCAUAGUGCUCCACGCUGGACAAGAUCUGCACCUCAACGUGACAGGUCUAGAGCCUUUCACCAUCUACCACAUCAGAGUGCAGGCCUGUCAGUUGGGUGGGUGUGGAGCUGGGGAGGGUGUAUUUGUCCAGACGUUAGAGACUGCCCCAGAAAGUCAGCCACCUCCCAAUGUGAAUGCAGUUGGUUCCAAUCUCAUCGAAAUUCAGUGGUCACCCCCCAAUAAACCUAAUGGACUCAUUAUCUCCUACUACAUAUACAGACGUCUAGCUGGCACAGAAGAGGACCUGCUGGUUUUCAUCUGGUCUGGUGGGCCACGUGAGUUUUUUGAUGCAAGCCCUGACCUGCAACCCUUCAGCUAUUUUGAGUAUAGGGUCCGUGCCCACAACUCCAAAGGUUCAGUUGUGAGUGAAUGGGUUUUAGCCCAGACCCUUCAGGCUGAGCCUCAAGGUAUGGCUCCCCCCAAAGUUACACCCAAUGGUGCGUAUUCAGUCCACAUGAUGUGGACUGAGCCGAGCCACCCCAAUGGUCUCAUUUCACAUUACAGACUUGUUUACAAGAAGCAACAACAGGACCCAACAGUCAACUCAACAAGUGUUGCAGCCCUCACUGUAGAGGGUGCAGUUCUAGAAGGAACAGUCUCUGGUUUUCAGCCUUACACUGAGUAUAGCUUUCGUGUGGAGGCUGUGAACAAAGCAGGCAGCGUUUCCAGUCCGUGGGUCGGCACAAGGACACUGGAGGCUUCUCCGGCUGGCCUGGCUAAUGUUAUGGUGGAGCAGAGAGAGCAAGGCAGAGCGUUACUGCUUAGCUGGAAUCAGCCGGAUGCUCCAAACGGAGUGAUCACGAUGUAUAACUUGUACAGUGAGGAAAACCUGGAGUUCAGCGGGCUGUCGCGCCACUUCUUAUUUCGCCGUUUGGAACCAUGGACCACUUACACUUUGAGGCUUGAAGCAUGCACGGCAGCAGGCUGCACACAUUCACCUCCUCAGCACUUCACCACAACUGCAGCCCCACCUGCUUCUCAGCCUCCUCCCAAGCCUCUUGUUAUUGGUUCAAAUUAUGUGGCACUUUCAUGGGAGCCGCCCUCACAGCCCAACGGGCCAAUUAAGGAGUAUUUCUUACUUGGGCGAAGACUGGAGGAGUGGGGUAGAGAGAGAAUUAACGAAGAUUACAAUGAACAGGGAAAAGUGCUGUUCAGCGAGGCACCCUCGGAGCCAACUGAUACACUCAACUAUACUGUUAAGGGUUUACGUCCCUGGACUCAGUACGAGUUCAGCGUUCGUACUCACAACUCUGCUGGCUAUACCCUCAGUCCCUGGAUUACGGUAACAACCAGACAGGCACCUCCUCGCGGCAUCGCCCCUCCAACUGUUAGUCACGUCCAAGGCCGACCCAGUGAGGUGAUGGUGUCCUGGACUCCACCUCUGGAGCCCAAUGGGGUUCUUCUGUCCUACAGGAUUCAGAGAAACAAUGUCAGUUUCUCAUUUAGUUUUGAUCCUACUGUGCUCAAAUACACGGAUGAAGAUCUGCUGCCUUUUUCAACAUAUAGUUAUGCAGUCAUUGCCUGUACAUCUGAGGGAUGUGUCACCAGCUCUCACACAAACAUCACAACCCUGGAGGCUCCUCCGGCUACAGUUCAAGCUCCCACAGUGGACAGUGUCACACCCAAUAGUAUAUCCAUUUCCUGGAAUGAACCUCUGAGACAGAAUGGGGAGGUGAAGGAAUAUGUACUUCAACUUAACAACAGAGAGGCUUAUCGUGGGAAAGAGUUAAGCACAGUGCUGUUGGACCUACAACCACACACAUCCUACCAGCUGGUGGUGUUGGCUUGCACAAGCGGGGGGUGCACUCCAAGCAACACAACAUCCGCUGUAACCGCAGAGGCUCCACCUACUGGCCUUCAAGCCCCAAAUCUUAAGGUUUCUGGCCCGGAGUCAGUGGAGGUUACUUGGAGAGCGCCAGAUCACCCUAAUGGCAUCAUCACUGCCUAUGAACUCCGCAGAGACGGUGAAGAUAUCUAUGUUGGUACAGAGACCCAUUAUCACGACUUUACACUUUUACCAAGUGUGGAAUACAGUUACGUCAUCAGGGCCAACAACAGCAGAGGGUCCGUGAGCAGCACAGCCGCCACAACAAGGACACACCCAUCAGCUCCUUCUGGUGUCAGUCGUCCCAACCUGCAAUCCAAAGGACCAAAGCAGGUAACAGUGGAGUGGAUGGCUCCAGCUCGUCCUAAUGGAGACAUUAUUAGAUACACAGUGUAUCAACGAGAUCCAGCCCAGCUCAGUCUCAGCAGUACUGUCUUUUCCCCGGAGGACAAGUCCUUUGCUGACCGGCACACCACUCUGCAUGGGCUUGCACCUCACCACAGGUACGAGGUGAGGGUGGAGGCCUGUACUGCCCUGGGCUGCUCAUCCAGCGACUGGUCAUCUGUACUCACUCUAGAGGCUCCCCCUACUGGUCAGGCAGCGCCACUUCUAGAUCUUCAGCCUGACACUCAGACCGGCUUACAAACCACGUUCCUGCUCACCUGGUCACCUCCAAAUCAACCCAAUGGUCGAGUACUGCACUACGAAGUGUACCGCAGGCUGGACCAUUCCGCCGAUGAACACACAAGGAAUAAAACAACACUUGUCUGUAAGAAUGACUCUACAACCUGCAAAGAUGAAGGACUCUGGCCAUAUACUGCAUACCAAUACCAGGUCAGGGCAGUUAAUUCAGCUGGUCAAUCUGCCAGCCCAUGGACCAAUGGGAGAACAGGACCUGCCCCACCUGAAGGUGUGGCCCCACCUAUAUUCCUCCAUGUAUUAGCAACCUCAGCAGUAGUGAACAUCCAACCUCCAGCCCGACCCAACGGGAUUGUUAGCCUCUACAGGGUGUUCUCACUGGACCACGACAACCAAACUCUGCUUUCAGAGGGUACCUCCUAUCAGCAGACGCUCCAUGGUUUGCGCCCUUACACCCAGUACUGGGUAGGAAUAGAAGCAUGCACCUGUUAUCAGUGCUGUAGCCAAGGCCCGCUCAGAGAGUUAUAUACCUUGGCUGCCCCGCCGGCCCACCAGCUUCCUCCUCGGCCCGUUGCACUUACCUCCCGCUCUGUUCAGCUGGAGUGGGAUGAGCCUGUGGAACCUAAUGGAGUCAUCGAAAGCUACGAGCUACAGAUCAGAUUACCUUGCCCGCAACCCCCCCAGCCUGUGCCCCUCCCCUGUGCUGACCUACCAAUUGAAACAUGUUUCACUGGCAAAAUGCAGAACCACAAUGUGACAGGUCUCCAGCCAUAUUCCACCUAUGAACUGAGAGCUUCCUGCUUCAACAAUGUGGGCAGCACGACCUCCAACUGGACCACUGUUACCACCCUCACUGAAGCCCCCCAGUAUGUUGCUGCUUUCUCAGUGGGCAGUAACUUGACCUAUGUGUGGCUGGACUGGACGGGCUCCUUCUUCCUCAAUGGGCCUCUGAAGGAGUACAGUGUGACUGAGAGGCAGCUGAGGAUUUACACAGGCUUCUACAGCUAUCUUCAUAUUCCACGCACCUCACAGAAGACUUUGUCGUUUCAGGUGACGUGUACUACAGACAGCGGCAGUGCCAGUACUCCCACCAUCAGAUACAGCCCGGCUACAGACCUAGAUCCACAUCAGUCAGCGGAAGAUGGAAAUCAGAGUGUCAACGUGACAGCGAGCCCGGUUUACUCUGAGCUGUGGUUCAUCCUGCUCUUUGUCUUACUGGGUCUGUGCCUGCUUGCCAUAGUGGUCGGGCUGGUGCUGCAAAGAACGUUGAGGAAGAAUCCUUCAGCCAGAGAGCGCCCCCCACUGGUGCCACUGCAGAAGACUGGAGGAGAGUCAUACACGCUUGACACUGUAGCAGACUGUGUUGAAAUCAACAGCGUUACUCUUAAAAGCUACACAGUGUACACUGAGGGUCUGGCAGAUACCAAGAUAGUCAGCAGCAGCUCACAGUUCAAUACCAUGUCUGUCCUACGGGUUCCAUGCCAAACAGACCUAAGUAAGGCCUACUCCCAGCAUGCUUUGCACCGCAGCGUCAGUCAGCUGAUUGACAGAAAGUCACUCAUGAUGGAUGAAGGCAGCUGGGAUAACCCCCUAGGACAUGAUACUGGACUGUAUGUUGAAGAAGAGGAGUUUGUGGACACUAUCAGUGCUUUACGUUCUGUGAAACAGGAGCACACCCUCUUCGUUGACACUCAUCUUUAACACAAGAAGAUCAUUUCACGUAAUCAAGUAUCAACCUCGUAAUUCACACUUUAUAGCCAAGACGUUAAAAUGUGCAAUUUAGAGUUUGUUGAUGACAAACAGGA
Molecule: messenger RNA, 16598 nt
Organism: Thalassophryne amazonica
Lineage: Eukaryota; Metazoa; Chordata; Actinopteri; Batrachoidiformes; Batrachoididae
Gene: ush2a
Product: Usher syndrome 2A (autosomal recessive, mild)
Molecular function (GO): protein binding; zinc ion binding
Source: RefSeq, a predicted model, not a curated record